This is a messenger RNA of Ciona intestinalis (vase tunicate), 712 nucleotides long. RefSeq names its product protein UXT-like. Lineage: Eukaryota; Metazoa; Chordata; Ascidiacea; Phlebobranchia; Cionidae. Gene Ontology annotation, molecular function: transcription corepressor activity. Gene Ontology annotation, biological process: positive regulation of transcription by RNA polymerase II; negative regulation of transcription by RNA polymerase II. Gene Ontology annotation, cellular component: mediator complex. The record is from RefSeq and is a predicted model, not a curated record.
CUGCUGUAUUUGUUUUCUAUUUAUUUCUCGUUUUGUCUGUUUGGCUAAUGGCUACUAGAAGCGAAGCAAUACCUGAAAAGGUUCUCAAGUACGAAGCGUUGUUAAAUGAAACAUUGAGGGGAGAUUUGCUUAAACUGACAAAAUUACGUGAUAAAUGUUAUGAGGAGAUCUCCCAGUACCUACAACUUCAAAUUAUUAUAGAACGGCGAGAGGUGGAUGGUACGAAACCACUAAAAGCGCAAGUUGAUCUAGGAUGUGACUUUUAUGCUCAAGCAAUUGUGGAGGAUCCAAGCAAAAUCUUUGUAUGUGUUGGCUAUGGAUUUUAUGUGGAAUUCACAGACAAAGAAGCACUUGCUUUUAUUAAAAAAAAAACUGAACGAAUAACCGCAACGGCAGAAAAAUUGACAAUUGAAAUGGCUUCUGUUAGAGCCCAAAUUCGUUUGGUAUUGGAAGGUUUAAAGGAGCUUCAAGGAUUAAGUGAAUAGAAUGAAGAAAUCCACCAUAAAACCUUUGACUUCCUUCAUCCCACCUUUGUCAAUCAUGUCCUCCAAUUGAUUCCUGAGAAGUGUCUUAAACAUAAUUUACUGCAGCACUAAUUGGUGUAUUACUGUAAUGGUUCAUUACUGAUGUACCGAAUUUAAAACCCGCAACAAAACUGCAAUAUAUUCUUUCUUAAAUUAAUGCUGCAUUUUUUUCUUUAGGUCUAGUAUUG